This is a messenger RNA of Trichomonas vaginalis G3, 1230 nucleotides long. RefSeq names its product spectrin binding. NCBI's taxonomy places the organism in Eukaryota, Parabasalia, Trichomonadida, Trichomonadidae. The transcript has a single exon. The coding region runs from base 1 to 1230 and encodes 409 amino acids. The record is from RefSeq and is a predicted model, not a curated record.
AUGGUUUUGAUUCAACUCAAUAACCAAAUUCUGCAGAGAAUCAAUAACUACCAGGCACAUGACAAAGUUAUUUUAACAAUUAACAAUGUUGAAAUUGUUCUCACAAAGUCAUUUGCAGUUGCAAUUUCGCAAACAUUUUAUUCGCAAUAUCUUUUAGAUAAUGAUGUAGCUAAAAUUAAUAUACAAACUGAAGUAAAAUCAGCAGAUACGUACAAUAUUAUAAAAGAUAUUCUUCAAUACAAUAAAACAGAAAUUGAAUGCAACGAAACAAUUUUGCAAGACCUCUUUCAUAUCGGAAUGGCUCUUGAAAUACAAGAACUGACAAAUUUAUAUAAAACACACAUUAUUGAUCAAAUGAAAAUUGACGAAAAUAAUUGCGUUAAAUUACUUGAAUUUUAUUUCGAUAUUUCGUCAAAUGAAAAGAUUUUAGAAUGUAUUGAUUAUAUUUCAUCACAUUUCUAUGAAAUUCACAAAGAUCAGCUCAAAUCAAUUUCGAAAAAACUUGGAAUUGACAUUCUUCAAAAAUUAUUUAGCAAUGAUAAGCUUGAACUUGAUGACGAAGAUUCUUUCGCAAACUUUAUCAUUUCUCUUACUAAAGAAAGCAUCGAAUUUUAUCCAUUGAUUGAAAACAUUUAUUUUGAGUUCUGUAAUGAACAAACUAUUAAAGAUAUCCAAAAUUUAACAAAUGUGAAUAACUACCAGAAUAUUGUAAACUCAUUUGGUGAUUCAUUAUUGAGAAUCAAGAAUCGCAGCUCUAAAGAUAGAAAGAAAAUAAUAUUUAAAUCAGUUACUAAUUAUUUCGAAAGCGGCAAUGUCGAAAUGUCUGCAUCAUCUAUUUCUAGUGGUCACUCAGUUGAUGUUAUUAAUAAAUAUAGAGAUGGUGUUUAUUUCUUAACAAAUAAUAUUCCUAAUUCAUGGGUUCAAUGGAAGAUAAAGCAAAACUAUGCAAUUCAGCCUACUGAAUAUAUUAUUAGAGUAUGUUUUAAGUCAGGGAGUGCUGUCCAUCUUCAAACAUGGAGAGUUGAAGGUACUACUAUUAACGGAGAAACAAAAGUCAUUCAUGAAGUAAAUCAUUCAAAUAUAAGAGAAGGAGAAGUUCCUAAAUUUUCAUUAAAUACAGAUGACAAAUUUAUAUCAUUCAAAUUAAUCCAAACAGGCAAAAAUGAUUGCAAUAAUGAUCAUUUAGUUCUAGAUGUUUUUGAUUUUUCAGGAAAAAUAUAUGAAAUAUAG